GCGUGCUCUUUCACGAUGAAGGCCAUGGAGGAUCAAGUAGUCCAAGAAGAACCAGGAUACCAGGAUGAUGAGGAAUCCUUUUUUCAGGAUAUUGACCUGCUGCAGAAGCAUGGAAUUAAUGUAGCAGAUAUUAAAAAGCUGAAGGCAGUUGGGAUUUGCACAAUCAAAGGAAUCCAGAUGACCACAAGAAGGGCACUAUGCAACGUGAAGGGGCUCUCAGAGGCCAAAGUGGACAAGAUUAAAGAAGCUGCAAACAAGCUUGUUGAACCAGGCUUCCUCACUGCCUUUGAGUACAGUGAAAAACGGAAGAUGGUAUUUCAUAUUUCCACUGGCAGCCAGGAAUUUGAUAAACUUCUGGGUGGUGGGAUUGAAAGCAUGGCAAUCACUGAGGCCUUUGGAGAGUUCCGGACAGGCAAAACCCAGCUAUCUCACACUCUUUGUGUGACAGCUCAGCUCCCAGGACCAAAUGGCUACACAGGUGGAAAGAUUAUCUUCAUUGAUACUGAAAACACUUUCCGACCAGACCGCCUGCGUGACAUUGCAGAUCGCUUCAAUGUGGACCAUGAGGCAGUGCUUGACAACGUGCUGUAUGCACGUGCAUACACCAGUGAGCAUCAGAUGGAAUUGCUUGACUAUGUAGCAGCCAAGUUCCAUGAGGAAGCUGGUAUCUUCAAGUUAUUGAUCAUUGACUCCAUAAUGGCACUUUUCCGUGUGGAUUUCAGUGGUCGCUGAGAGUUGGCUGAACGACAACAGAAACUAGCUCAGAUGUUGUCAAGGCUCCAAAAAAUAUCAGAAGAAUAUAAUGUGGCUGUGUUUGUGACCAACCAGAUGACUGCUGACCCAGGAGCAACUAUGACCUUUCAGGCAGACCCAAAAAAGCCCAUUGGGGGGCACAUCCUUGCUCAUGCCUCAACUACCAGGAUCAGUUUGAGGAAAGGGAGAGGGGAGCUGCGUAUCGCAAAGAUCUACGACAGCCCUGAGAUGCCUGAAAAUGAAGCCACAUUUGCAAUAACUGCUGGAGGGAUUGGGGAUGCCAAAGAAUAG
This is a messenger RNA of Camarhynchus parvulus, 1044 nucleotides long. It is a transcript of the gene DMC1, whose product is annotated as DNA meiotic recombinase 1. The transcript is spliced from 13 exons. Lineage: Eukaryota; Metazoa; Chordata; Aves; Passeriformes; Thraupidae. Gene Ontology annotation, molecular function: DNA strand exchange activity; ATP-dependent DNA damage sensor activity; ATP hydrolysis activity. The record is from RefSeq and is a predicted model, not a curated record. Gene Ontology annotation, biological process: DNA strand invasion; mitotic recombination; chromosome organization involved in meiotic cell cycle. Gene Ontology annotation, cellular component: nucleus; condensed nuclear chromosome.